Symbiodinium sp. CCMP2456 is the source of this 1467-nucleotide messenger RNA. The record is from the annotation of a GenBank genome assembly. Lineage: Eukaryota; Dinophyceae; Suessiales; Symbiodiniaceae.
AUGAACGCAGGGAAGGACGGGCAGGAGGAUCUGAGCCCCGGCGUUGGCACGCCCAGGGUUCGCCAAGCCUCCGCUGCGAUACCCUGGUACAUGUACAUGAUAGCAGCCACCGCCUCCUUGAACUCGAUCGACUACGGCUUUGAUGUUGGAGUCAGUUCAGGUGUCGCUUUGUAUUUGCGAGAGGGCUUCGAACUAGGAGAUGUGGAGGUGGGAAUGUUCUUCUCCGUUGUGCCCAUCGCCGCAGCACUGGGAGCCAUGGUUGCCCAGUCUGUUUCAGACCGCUUCGGCCGGAAAGGCAAUUUCCUGGCCACGCAGUUCGUCGGCAUCGCCGGAGUUUUGCUUUGCGGCUUCUCGGUGAACUAUGACAUGAUCUUGGUUGGCCGCUUCCUUGUAGGGAUCAGCGUGGGGAUCGGCAUGUCCAUUGACCCAAUGUACAUCUCCGAGACUGCGCCUGCAGAACACCGUGGCAAGUUGACGACCUGGGCUGAGAUGUCCGCUAACUUCGGCAUCAUGCUUGGCUUCUUCUUCAACUGGCUCUUCAAAGACCUGCCAGAGAAUGUGAACUGGCGCGUGAUGUUGCUUUGUGGGGUGUUCCUUCCGACUUUGCUUAUCAUCCUCACGCUCACCUUCAUGCCCGAGUCGCCCCGGUGGCUGAUCACCAAGGGCAGGGCGGAGGAGGCCAAGAGCAUCUUAAGAAGAACGCACGCCCAGGGUACGGAUGUUGAUGAAGUGGUGAAGGCCAUCGUGGAAGACAUCCAGCAAGCAGAAGUGCAGAGAGCUACCACGUGGAAGAGUGUUCUCUGCCCUCCGCGUCAGUACCGCCAUGCAGUGUUGUUGGCCUUCUUCAUGGCUGUAGCUCAGCACAUCUGCGGCGUGGACGGCGUGAUUUUCUAUGCCCCCACGCUGUAUGAGCGAGCGGGUGUUGCAGACACCAAGCAGGAGCAGUUCACGCUGACAGUCACAAUGGGGAUUGUGAAAGUGAUCUUUAUUGGCGUUUCCAUGGCCUUGCUGGAUUCAGUGGGUAGGCGGCCCUUGCUCCUUUUCGGCAGCCUUGGUACGGCUCUGAGCCUUGCAAUGAUAAGUGUCGGGUCCCUGCGUGAGUUGGAGAUUGGUAUCCUCGCCGUGAUGGGGACAUAUUCCUUCGUUGCUUGCUUUUCGAUUGGCUUCGGACCUGUAUGCUGGCUCUACGCCGCGGAACUCUUUCCCUCAACCCUUCGCUGCAAAGGGAUGUGCCUCUGCGUCCUGCUGAAUCGGGCAGCCGCCGCCUUCGUGAAUUUGUCUUUCUUUCCUUUGUCCAAUCUCCUGGGAGGACAGGCCGGUCUCUUCGGCCUCUAUGCUGCUAUAACAGGUCUGGUCACUGUGAUGGUAGCUUUCACGGCCAUCGAAACAAAGGGCAAGUCCCUGGAAGAGAUUUCGGGGUCAAAGAGCACCAAGAGCCUUGAGAGUCAGGUGCCGGAGAUUCUGUGA